Molecule: messenger RNA, 1401 nt
Organism: Python bivittatus (Burmese python)
Lineage: Eukaryota; Metazoa; Chordata; Lepidosauria; Squamata; Pythonidae
Gene: GLTP
Product: glycolipid transfer protein
Biological process (GO): intermembrane lipid transfer; ceramide transport
Cellular component (GO): cytosol; cytoplasm; membrane
Molecular function (GO): ceramide 1-phosphate transfer activity; ceramide 1-phosphate binding
Source: RefSeq, a predicted model, not a curated record
GACAAGCAGAUCGACACGGAGCCCUUCCUGGAGGCCGUGACGCACCUGCCGCCCUUCUUCGACUGCCUGGGCACCCCGAUCGUCUACACCCCGGUGAAGGCGGAUCUCUCUGGGAACAUUAAGAAAAUACGUGCAGUUUAUGAAUCCAACCCAGCCAAGUUCAAAACCCUUCAGAACAUCUUGGAAGUGGAGAAGGAAAUGCAUGGGUCGGCCUGGCCAAAAGUGGGGGCCACCUUGGCCCUCAUGUGGCUGAAGAGGGGUCUCAGGUUCAUCCAGGUCUUGCUGCAGAGCCUUUGUGAUGGCGAGCAGGAUAAGGAGAACCCGAAUCUGAUCCGCGUGAACGCCAUCAAAGCCUACGAGCUGGCCCUGAGGAAGCACCACGGCUGGAUGCUCCAGAAGCUCUUCCUGGGCUCUGUCUAUGCUCUUCCCUACAAGUCGGAUUUGCUGAAGGCCCUGGAGAAGGGCAAGGAGGUCAAGGAGGAGGAGACCUUACAGAAGAUCCACCGGUUCCUAUCGAAAGCAACCCCCAUCCUCGACGCGAUCUACGAGAUGUACACAAAGAUGAAUGCUGAGCUGAACUACAAAGCUUGACCAGGCCCUCCCCUCCUCUGCCAGCCUGGGCCCCGGCUCCUUCACCUCCUCUCCCCCCUCCCCCCCCACUGCUCUGCAGCCCAGAAGGUGCCUUCCAGCCUCUCGAGGCCACCUAGACCGAAGAUCUGCAGCAGCUGAAGGAGGCCACGGUGCUACAGAAAUGCUCCUCCUCUCCAUCCCUGGGCUGGGGCUUAGAUGCUCUUUCACGGACUUACUCCUCCUGGGGAAAUGAGGGGGGGCAGCAGCCCUGCUCUGCUCACUGGGGCUGCCUGGCAGUGAGAACGUGUCUUCCUCUGAGCGUCGGACAGCCAGUUGCCUGGGUAGAGCCGAACACGCACGAGAGACACUGGUUGUGCGCCAGGACUGGCUAGUGCAAAAAUGUCCCACAAGUUGUGCCAGGAAAGCCCCUUCUGGGUGGAGCUCCACUCCUGGGGAUGCAGCUUUCCGGCCGUGGGGCAGAAGUGGGUCUGCCUCACCUUCUUCUGGGGUGGUUUUCCAACUUGUCUCGCCCUGACAUCCUAGCCGGGCCCUGCUUUGAUUUCUUGAGAUCUCCCAAGGUUGAAAACCAACCAACCAGCCAACCAAUGCCAGCCAGCCUUCCGUGACUCUUCUGAGCCACUCUUGGGGUGAAGGUCUACGCGUCGUUUUGCACAACAGACUUCUUCAGGGAACCAGUUCCGGCUUAAAACUUGCUGUCAUUUUCCGGGGCACAAGAACCACGCCAGGCCUUAAUGGUGUCUCUACUGCUUGAUGCUUUCUGCAUGUGGUUUUAGGGAAACCAGACAAUUGAAAUAAAACGUAACGAGGGAG